GUCCUUGAUACAUUUGCCGUCUGCCGAACAUCCGCCCAAAAGUGUUUGGCGGCGGUCGUGUGAUUGAUUCCACCAGAGACAUUACUAAAUGCAUCACCUGUUAUGCUUUUUGAAAAUAAUUGAAACAGUCUCAAUAGAAGCCUUUCAAGACAGAUAGUGUUUGACAUAUCACUGAGACUCUGUUUAGUUCUAGAUUUGUAAGCCUGUGUCCUGUAAAGGCUCUCAGCCACCCCAUUGGGAAUGAAGAUGGCAUCUCUUCUGUCAGCUGAGGAGGAGGAGGCGACCCAGAAGUUCCUGGAGAUCGUGAACAAGGCCCGCGCCAGAAAGAAUGCCGGCCCCAUCACGUGGAAGACUGCCGUGAAAUUCCUGAUGGCCCGGAAGUUCGAUGUUGACCGGGCGCUAACGCUUUACGAGCAGCACGAGCGAACAAGACUCAUGGAGAAUCUCACCGAUUUCCGGCCGCACGAGAACCCUCUCAAGAGCGAGCUGGAAAUGGGCAAAUUCACGCUACUGCCGGCGCGGGACAGCUGCGGCGCCUCGAUAGCGCUGUUCACGGCCCGGCUUCACUUUCCGCACCUCUCCACACACAAGGACACACUGCAGGGCAUCGUGUACCAGCUGGACGUGGCGAUGGAGAGCAUCGACGCGCAGCGGAACGGACUCGUCUUCAUCUACGACAUGUCCGACUCGAAAUACUCAAACUUCGACUACGACCUCAGUCAGAAGAUCCUCACACUGUUGAAGGGCGGCUACCCGGCGCGCCUGAAAAAGGUGCUAAUCGUGACGGCGCCCCUCUGGUUCCGGGCGCCGUUCAAAAUCCUCCGUCUGUUCGUCAGAGAGAAGCUGCGCGACCGUGUGUGGACCGUCAGUCGUCCCCAGCUGUCGCUGCACAUUGCGCGCGAGUCGCUGCCGCCCCAGUUCGGUGGCACGCUGCGUGCCGACCAUGCCCAGUGGCUGCGCGACUGCCACCGUUCGAUGAGUAGCCGGGCGGAUGGUGACCUGUGCGACAUCAGCCUCACCCAGCUGGACCGCGAGAGGCUGGGCAUGGCGGCCGACGACAUGGCCAACGCCAACAACUCGACGGCGGCCAGCGUGGCCAGCGAGCCGUCCGAGGCCUCCUUCUCGUCGGCAGACGGCGACGGCAACGUGCAGCGCCGGCCGGCCGACUCCCCGCCGCCCGCGACGGCGCCGGGGCCGGCCGCCGAUCGUGACCACUGCGGCGCCGGCGACGAAGGGGGCGGAGGCGGCGGCGGCGGCUCCCCGGACCCGGCCGGCUGCUCCGAGAGCUCAGGGUUCAGCGACGACGACAGUCUGCACAUGGACGACGGUCGCGGCAUCACGCUGGUCGAGCUGCUGCAGCAGCUGCAGACCAAGGGCCGCCGCGGCCUCUAUGACGACUACUGGGAGAUCAAGUCGCGACCGCCGGCCGGCACCUUCAACCACUCGAUGAUCCCGGCCAACCGGGGUAAGAACCGGUACAGCGACGUGCUCUGCUACGACCACAGCCGCGUGACGCUGACUCAGGUCAACGACGACCCCAACUCGGACUACAUCAACGCCAACUUUGUCGACGGAUAUAAACAGAAGAACGCCUUCAUCUCGUCACAAGGUCCGAUCCCGGGCACGUUCGCCGACUUCUGGCGAAUGGUGUGGGAGCAGCGCGUGCUGCUGAUUGUGAUGACCACGCGACUAGUGGAGCAGGGCCGGACCAAGUGCGGCCGGUACUGGCCACUCGAGUUCGGCGCCGAGACCCGGCACGGCUUCUUCACCGUGGAGAACCUGGGCGUGACGCAGCACGACUGUUAUAACGUCAGUCAGCUACUGGUGACGGACACACGCACCGAGCAGACGAGAGAGGUGACGCACUUUCUGUUCACGGCCUGGCCCGACUACAACGUGCCCCACUCGGCCGAGACGAUGCUGCGGUUUCUGGCGGCCAUCCGCGAGACCCAGGAGCGCCGUCUGCCCGAGCUGUCGCCCUCGUGGACGGGCCACCCGCUGGGGCCGCCCAUCCUGGUCCACUGCAGUGCCGGCAUCGGAAGGACCGGCACGCUGUGCACGCUGGACAUCUGCAUACGCCGCCUGGAGGACGUCGGCACCGUGGACGUGCAGGGUACCGUCGAGAAGGUGCGCUCGCAGCGCGCGCACAGCAUCCAGAUGCCCGACCAGUACGUGUUCUGUCACACGGCGCUGGUGGACUACGCCGUGUCGCGCGGCUACCUCAGCGCCGAGCAGGCUAACAGCGUGCAGCUGCUCUCCGAGCGGGCUCCGCCGGACUCGGACUGAAUGGGACGGAACAGUGGCCGACCAGUGACCGAUCAGAGGACCGGAGGAUGUGGGCGAGUGGUGUGAGAAGAGGAGAGGGAGAGCGACGGCCGAUGAAGCUGUGUUUGGUUUCAUUGGCGCGUUGUGAAGGCUAUGUGUCCGGCGAUGUGCGAAUCACUCGGAGUGUGAAGCCAUAUCCAGCGUCAGUGAUGGCCUGGCGGCACGGCAGUGUGCUGGAGGGAUCAACACCUCCAGAGAUCGCUGGACACCGUGUGAGGGCGACACACCAACACUCCUAUCAUGACAGAUCUGCGGGCUCGGGCGGAGCUCUCUGUGCCGCUGGCGGAGCGCCGCCGCCACCAGGACGUCAGGAGCCGACGGACAGGACAGGUGGGCCGGUCUCGUUACUCAAAUACUGACACCAGGCUCCCGACCCAGCUGCUGUACAGUUUCCUCGAGCGUCGAGCUGGCCGGUCGCCUCGUGGCCGUCGGUCGGCAAGACGUCCUCAUGAGCCAGCGAACAGUGUGGGUCUCAGAAUCCUCUUCUACUCAUUUCGCCCCCGCGUAUGACGAGAAGAUGGUUACUAUGAGCUGGCGACUACGGAGGAACCGAACGUCACCGGUACAUUUUUGACCAGUGUAUGAGGACGGUCCGGGUAACCCCGGGCCGGAGUUACUGGAGCGCUCGAGCCACCGGAGCCGAGACAGGUGGCGGGCGCGGACGAGCGGACGCUGUGCGAGGGCGUCCAUGUGAUAUUUCUCGGCAUUAGUGGUCCGCGGCGCCCCUGGCGCGAGCAGUGGGUCUGCCGUCUCCGAUGUCGGCGCCGGCGCGGGGUGUCUCGGUACCUGCAGUCGCCGGGCAAUGGAGUGGGUAGCGACGAGCCCGGCUCCACCGCGGAUGCGCACCCGGCCGCCGCCAUCGGCUGCCGCGGGCGAAACGGCAUCGGGACUGCUUUUGAAACCUUUAUCGGGCGAGAGUGAGCGACCAAGGCGCGUGAGUCGUGAGAGCAUGGGUGAGAGGAGUGAGAAGGUCCACUAACUUCCAUCUGAACGCAUUUUAGUCGCGAUCUAGCUGUCGCCGCUCGCCGGGUCAGUAUUUUACGUUAAACCAAAGACAUUGUUGUACAUACGCAGCGGCACUGCAGCGCAAAAGAGAGACCAUACCUACCACAUGUGAGGCGACGGAAUCGGAGUAUAUUUUCUCUAAUAUAGCGUAUUUAUUGUAGGCGGCUCGGCGCACGGCGAACCGCGGCGCUUCUGCGGCGAACCUGACGCCGCGCCCGCGCUGCGCGUGUUUCCGCUGCGGCGAACCGGGCGCCGUGUCGCGCCGCGCCUCGUCUCCGCUGUCUUCCGAGCUGUCCGGCCGGUCCGAGCGGCCGCCACCUCUGUCUGAUCACAUACUGAGCAUCUGAGCUCGGCCCAGAGCCGCCCGCCCGAGCCUCUCUGUCGCAACGCCCGUAUCGAAAGAGUGAGGGAGGGCAGAGUGAGCGUGAUGAGUCAACGAGUGAGCGAGUGAGCGCAAUAUGUGAGCUAGUGAGAAUGUUUGAGCAAGUGAGCGCAGUAUGUCAGUAAGUGAAUGCAAUGUAUGAGCGAGUAAGCGCGAUGAGUUCAUGACAUGCAGGCGUGAGUCAAGCCUUGUACAGUGUAUGCGACGUUGCGGCUCGUUGUUAAAAAAUAUCUAACCCGGAAAACGGA
Molecule: messenger RNA, 3960 nt
Organism: Amphibalanus amphitrite
Lineage: Eukaryota; Metazoa; Arthropoda; Thecostraca; Balanomorpha; Balanidae
Product: tyrosine-protein phosphatase non-receptor type 9-like
Exons: 13
Coding region: 241-2286 (681 amino acids)
Biological process (GO): protein dephosphorylation
Molecular function (GO): protein tyrosine phosphatase activity
Source: RefSeq, a predicted model, not a curated record